CAGAUAAUCAUCUUUGUGGAUGGUUCUCCUUCCUCCAUCAGCAUCAAAGAUGAGUCCAGAGAGGAAGGUGGAUGUUCCGGUUUAUGAUCUGUCUCUGAUCAGAGGAAUCUGGGAGGUCCGGGCCAAGAAAUACAGAAAGAAACAGAAGAAGGAGCAGGAGAGGGUGGAGAAGAGCGCUCUUGCCAGGAUUGACCGUCAGUGGCAGUAUCGCAUCUACUGCAAGAAGAUGAAAAGCAAAGAACUCACUCAGCUGCAUCAUUACCUAGAGAGGUCUACACUGACGGAUAUACAGCCAUAUACAGAGUGCAGAGACCAGCAGCAGGAUCUGCCAGUCCAGGGAGCUCAGAAGAAUCCAGAUCAGAAAAAACUGGUGUUUCAGCUGGAUGGAGAUCGCUGGAUUGACUUCCCCAAGGAGCUGCAGUGGAUGACCUACCUGGAGGAGUGGUACGUCAGAGGGACAAAGAUCCGCCAGCUACCCGACUACCUGGCUCUGUUCGCCCAGCUCACCAUACUAGAGAUUCCUAAAAAUGCCAUCACAGAGCUGCCGCCAGAGAUCGGUAAACUGACCGAGCUCAGGAAGCUGAACGCCAGCUACAAUCGUCUGUCCAGAAUUCCUCCAGAGCUGGGAGACUGUGAGAAGCUGGAGAAACUGGAACUCACAGGAAACCACAACCUGUCAGAGCUGCCGUUCGAGCUCAGUAGCCUGAAGCAGCUGGUUCACCUGGACAUUGCGGAGAACAGGUUUGUCUCAAUCCCCAUCUGUGCUCUGAGGAUGACCAGCCUGCAAGUUCUGGACAUGAGCAACAACAAACUGACCGACCUGCCGGAGGACAUGGACAGGUUAGAGCAGCUCGUCACCCUGUUCCUCCAUAAGAACAACCUCUCUUACCUCCCUCAUUGUCUCACCAACAUCAGCACAAUCAAGAUGAUUGUUGUCAGCGGCGACGAGCUCACCUGCAUACCGACCAAACUGUGCAGAAACCCCACCAUCAAGUUUAUCCGUCUGUACGACAACCCCGCCGGUGAAGAGCAGAGGAAGAGGAGGCAAGAGGAGGAGAAGAAGAAGAAGCAGGAGGAAAAGAGAAGAAGGUGGAGGGAGCAGAAGGAGGAGGUGAAGGACAGCAGAGAGAAAGAGUUCAUGGAGGCGUACAUCAGCUCACUGGAAAACAGAGACACGGUCCCCUGCGCCACCACCAAGGUCUCCAUCUCCUGCCUUCUGUGAGGAAGAGCAUGAUGAUGAAGUUCAGACUGAGGGUCUGACUCAUUGUGAAGGACUCGGAGGUGACCACACUUUGCUGAGCAGGACUACAACAUAUAAACAAAUCCAGAAUCAAGCAGCAGGAAGUUUGGUUUCUGCAGCGCUAAUGUUAAGAUGCUAAUGGUGGCUAACGAUGUAAAGUCUUCCAGAAAGGCUGUGGUGUUUAAAUGUGUUUAAAACGUGUCUUUACACAGGUAAGCGGGGAAAAAAUCUAAUUAUCAUCAUUAAAAAAUUAUUAGAUAAAUUUGAAAUAUGCUUUAUUUCCACCAAAUUAUGACUCAUUAGGUUUGAGGUUAGCAUGCAAAGUAAAAUGAAUCCUGUUCAGAUUUAUCACCAUAACGGUGAAAAUUAGCAGAUAAAUUAGCAGAUUGUUUUACUACAAAUCAAAGAAAAAACUCUCCUGAAAUUUGUAGUUUUAUUGAAAAGUAUUUACCUGGUAGCCAUAGCAACCUGUAAGUGGUGCCAAUGACAGUGAUGUUUGAGCUCAAACUGUGAUUGUUUUCUACUGAAGUCGUGGUUGAGUUUGAAGCGAACAGGAAGCCAUGAUGGUGCUGACGCCGUUUGUCGGUCUGGCUGAAAGUCCUGGAUUUAGCUGUUCCAUCCCAUAGACAUAAUAAAUUAUUAUUAUGUCUAUGUUCCAUCCAACCAGCCCAGUCAACCAAUGCUGACGUAGAGACGCUGACAGGAAGCAGUCGUCCCUCCUGCUGCCUGUAGGGGGCGGGGCUUACUAGGGCUGAGUCAUCGAUCGUAUCUUAAGCUACGAACAAACGACUGAUACGGUUGUUUCAGCUGCUGGAGGUUUAAUGAGUGUAAACUUAAAAACAACAAAAAUUUUAAAUCCAAACCAAACUGUUAAGGGCUUCCUUGGAUUUAUUUAACGAAUAAAAGUUAAGAGGAAACGAAGAUCAGCUCAAAUUUAAUAAUAAUAAUAAUAAUAAUAAGAAGAAGAAGAAGAAAAAGAACAAUAGUUUAGUUUAUUUGAAUGUGUUUGAGCACUUUUAAAACUAAAUUUUCUAUUUAUUUUUUUAUUAAACACAGUUUAGUCCAUCUCCAGGAACCUGACGUCACAUUUCAGUAUUGAUCUAUCAGGUUCUGGAAAACCUUUGUUCUUGCAGUGUGAUGCUUUCUUUUGGGAUAAACUGGAUUUAUCUGCGGAAAGAUGUGACCAAAUAAAGAAAGGCAAAACAUCAGACAACAGGACAGAUACCAUCCAGUAAACUCAGUUUUAAUUUGUGGGUUUAUUUUUCUGUUUUUACACCUAGGAGGAAAAAAUAAAUAUCUUUAGAUUCGUGUCUGGACUAAAAGGAGUAGAAUUGGGUUUGAAUACACAGACUGAAAAGCAUCUGGACGUUUCUAUGAAUCUGAGAAGUUUGUGUUUGUUUUGUUUUUUUAGUUUAAUAAAUGUUUUGUGA
Molecule: messenger RNA, 2670 nt
Organism: Melanotaenia boesemani (Boeseman's rainbowfish)
Lineage: Eukaryota; Metazoa; Chordata; Actinopteri; Atheriniformes; Melanotaeniidae
Gene: smim22
Product: leucine rich repeat containing 2
Exons: 9
Coding region: 20-1222 (400 amino acids)
Molecular function (GO): protein binding
Source: RefSeq, a predicted model, not a curated record